Messenger RNA from Scophthalmus maximus (turbot), 744 nucleotides. Its product is annotated as cystatin-like. Bases 232 to 618 code for a protein of 128 amino acids. NCBI's taxonomy places the organism in Eukaryota, Metazoa, Chordata, Actinopteri, Pleuronectiformes, Scophthalmidae. The transcript is spliced from 4 exons. The record is from RefSeq and is a predicted model, not a curated record. Gene Ontology annotation, molecular function: cysteine-type endopeptidase inhibitor activity.
GCGGAAGUUUCGAGUCGAAGUGGCGACUUUCAGCGCGGACGUUCAUAUUUCAAUCAACGACACCUCGGGAACAGGUGCGCGUCGACUCAGCGUAUUUGAAGCCCGCGUCGAAGGGAGGAAGGACCCACGCGCUCCGAGACCAGAAAACAGUCGCUACCCCCCCCCCCCCCCCCCCCCCCCCCCCCCUUUCUCCCGGAGCGACUUUCUUUCCGGAGGUUUGAACAUUUGAACAUGCUCGUCUUGCUUUGUGUGUUCGUCUGCGCGUCGGGCGGACGAGUGAUGACCGGCGAGCCCCGCCGAGUGCCCGCGGACAGCGCCGAGGUGCUGGCGGCGGCGCGGUUCGCCGUGCUCGAGUUCAACAGGGCCGUCGACGACGGAGAGCCGUUUGAAAUUGUCAACGUGACCUCGGCCAAGAUGCAGGUGGUCGCGGGAAUCAACUACAUCCUGGAAGUGCAGCUGGGACGUGCAACGUGCAGGAGCGGCGGCCACGCGGCUCACAGCGAACCACGUGACCCGACCCCCGCCAAGACGCUUCAGUGCAACUUCGUCGUGACAGAGAUCCCCUGGGAGGAUUCACGUGCACUGACUCAAACGAGGUGUCGCCCGCCACAACCUUAGACCAACAGUGUGCAGCUGAUGUGUUCCUGCUGCCCCCUCUUGCCAAUGUAACCAUGAUGGGAGAAGUAAUGUGCAAGAUCAGGGGACGAAAGCGGACCUGCGACAAACAUCCCAGGUUGGUCUCCA